GUCUGAAACGAUCACCGAACGCUCCCCAACAAAGCACGGCGAGCGGCUUGGUGCACUCGUACCACUUUCCCAACUCCUGCAUAAUCGAAUGGUGGCAGCCGCAUUACCUGCUGUGCUUCUCCAUCUUGUCGAUAUUCUCGCAUUUAUGAACCCUCCGAACUAGCUGUCAACUAUCUUAUUAUCUCACUAUCUCUACGCAUAACAUACCCCCCGCAAGUUUUGUUCUUAUGAUGUCGAUACCUUCUUUACCCUCGGCGAAAGCUAUUCAAGUUGAUACAAGGGGAGCGUUGAUCCUGGAGGAAGAGUCUCCCGAGACCAGAGACAGUAGAGGGAUAUACCUUCCAAAUUAUGUCGAACCGGUGUCGCAUAUUGCAGUGGAUAUCGGAGGCUCGUUAGCCAAAGUCGUAUAUUUCACUCGCUCGCCAGACCAUCCACGGUCUCCUUCAAUAACUGCAACAAGAGGGUCGCCGAGUACGGUUAGCCUUAGCCAUGUUUCGACACCGACAUCGCUAUCUCCUGAAUCGCAUGACAUGCCGAUCUCUUCUUCAUCCCCGUCAAACCAUGCUCGAAAUGUUAACGGAGCCCUGACACCAGCCGUGCUGGAUCAGAACGGCACCAACGGACAUGUCAUUAACAGGCCUCCAUCACUGAGCGAUACGACAUUCCAAGAUUCUCUCUUACGUCGAGUGUCUGUCCAACAUCUUCCCGGCGGAUCCCUUAACUUCGAACGCUUCGAAACGGAACACAUCGAUGAAUGCAUCGAGUUCAUUGAAACACUCAUUGAACGCUCAGCACAAUUCAAUCAUGUUACCAUCGAUGAGAUGCGCAAAAGCGUGAAGAUUAUGGCUACCGGUGGAGGUGCUCAUAGGUUCUAUGAGCGGUUUACCAACGAGCUUCAUGUCCCAGUCCAUAGGGAGGAUGAAAUGGAAUGCCUAAUCGAAGGUCUCAAGUUCCUCUCCCUCAUUCCGGACGAAGUGUAUUACUUUUCCGACGAGCUCAUUGAUAAGGUCUCUCAUGGCAAGCCAGUGCUUAACGGUGUCAAUGGUGUCUUCGAGCGACCAAGUCCCGAUCCACCGAAAUACGCCGUCUCUUUUGAAUCACACCCAACACCGCAGCUUCCUUGUCUCCUGGUCAAUAUCGGCUCUGGUGUCUCAAUUAUCAAGGUGGAUGAGGACGGUUCGUUUGAGCGUGUCAGCGGCACGAGUCUAGGUGGUGGUACACUUUGGGGCCUACUUACUCUCCUCACACCGGCUACGAAUUUUGACGAGAUGCUCGCAUUAUCAGAAAAGGGCGAUAAUGCCACCGUAGACAUGCUCGUAGGAGAUAUCUAUGGUCAAGAUUAUGGCCGUCUAGGCCUGAAGUCGACGACGAUCGCCAGUUCGUUCGGCAAGGUAUUCAAAAAGGAUGGCAAGAAAGUCAACUUCUCUGCGGAAGACAUUAGCAAAAGUCUCCUAUAUGCUGUCUCAAACAACAUUGGACAGAUAGCCUACAUGAACGCCGAAAAGUACAAUCUAGACCGGAUUUACUUUGGAGGAUGCUUCAUCAGAGGUCACGCGGCAACCAUCAGCACAUUGUCCUACGCUAUUAGGUUUUGGAGUAAAGGAACUAAACGGGCGCUGUUCCUUCGCCAUGAGGGAUUCCUUGGCGCUAUAGGGGCUUGGAUCAAGAACAUUGGAGAAGCAGACGCUUCAUAGCUAAGACAACCUAAUAUAGCCCUUUGGCCAUGAUCUUCUUGCAUUUGUGAGCCACCUGGUGGACUCUGAGAUCAAGUAUACCGUUGUACACAGUAUUUAUUAAACUUGAGAUUUUAUAUGCCGUGUAUUGCAUUUAUGUAGAAGUACGGAUCUACUAAUACUUUGUUUGUCGUGAUACAAAGGAUGUCAUGCUCGCUGUAUGGCUUCCGUUUGUGCUCCGUUGCAGGCUUCCGUGUGUUCUCGGCCGAGCAUGGGGGUUCCGGGGAAUGUUGUCAUACGUCCAGCUGAGACUCUCCGGUAGAACGCUAGCCGCAGAGGCUUACUGCGUUCGGCUGUACACAUACUUGGAUCGACUCCUGAGCAUGGAUUGAGUUCACAUUCGGCGAUAUGCAUGAUGUGGGGGCGCUCGUCAUAAUCAAGAUGUUUGAAUGCA
Molecule: messenger RNA, 2127 nt
Organism: Somion occarium
Lineage: Eukaryota; Fungi; Basidiomycota; Agaricomycetes; Polyporales; Cerrenaceae
Source: the annotation of a GenBank genome assembly